AACAGAAAACUUCCACGUGACUAUUACAUUCUUGUCCUUGUUUCUCUCUCCUCCACUUCUCCUCCUCUCACACUCUCUUAUAAACUCGGACAUGCUCUCACUGUGAGUUCAUCAUUUUUAGAGAGAGAAAUUAUAAACAAUGGCGAUUUCUAGGGUUUCAAUCUUCGUUGUUUCUCUUUUGGCAUUGUUCGGUUCGAUUUCUGCUUCUGACUCUACCGAUGCUUCUCCAGCUGAUGCUAAGGAGUUCGUUCUCACUCUUGAUCACUCCAAUUUCUCUGAAACUAUCGCCAAAAGUGACUUCAUUGUCGUCGAGUUCUACGCUCCAUGGUGUGGCCAUUGUAAGAGUCUAGCUCCCGAGUAUGAGAAAGCCGCAUCCAUAUUGAGCAGUCACGAACCUGCCAUUGUUUUGGCAAAGGUGGAUGCCAAUGAGGAUGCCAACAAGGAACUUGCUUCUCAAUACGAAGUUAAGGGAUUCCCUACAAUUAAGAUUGUGAGGAACGGUGGGAAAAAUGUUCAGGAGUACAAGGGUCCAAGGGAAGCCGAAGGAAUUGUUGAUUAUUUGAAAAAGCAAGUUGGUCCUGCAUCAGUUGAGAUUAAAUCUGCUGAUGAGGCUUCCACUCUUAUUGGGGAAGACAAAGUUGUUAUUGUUGGUAUAUUCCCAGAAUUUUCCGGAGAAGAGUACACAAGCUUCCAAGCCUUGGCUGAGAAGUUGCGCUCUGACUACGAGUUUGGCCACACUACUGAUGCAAAGUUCCUACCAAGGGGUGAAUCAUCUGUGAAGAAGCCCACUAUUAGGCUUUUCAAGCCAUUCGAUGAACUUGUGGUUGACUUUCAGGAUUUCAAUGCGGAUUUGGAGAAGUCCAUUGAAGAAUCCAGUAUCCCUACUGUGACUAUUUUCAGCAAGGACCCCGCACACCAUCCCUAUGUUAUUAAGUUCUUUAACUCCCCCAAUGCCAAGGCCUUGUUGUUCAUGAACUUCAGCAUUGACUUUGAUUCAUACAAGUCAAAAUAUGAAAAGGUUGCCGGAGAAUACAAAUCACAGGGUAUUAGCUUUUUAUUGGGAGACCUUGAUGCCAGUGCUGGAGCACUCCAGUAUUUCGGUCUCAAGGAGGACCAGGUGCCUCUCAUUAUUGUCCAGACAAAUGACGGGAAGAAAUACGUUAAAGAGAAGGUGGAGGCAGAUCAAAUUGCACAAUGGGUCAAGGACUACAAUGAAGGAAAGAUUGCCGCACACAGGAAGUCCGAACCCAUUCCUGAAACCAACAACGAGCCUGUAAAGGUGGUUGUUGCAGACACCAUUCAGGAUAUAGUUUUCAACUCUGGCAAAAAUGUCUUUUUGGAAUUCUAUGCUCCCUGGUGUGGACAUUGCCAAAAGCUUGCUCCAAUCUUGGACGAAGUUGCUGUUUCUUUUGAAAACGACAAAGACAUUGUCAUCGCCAAACUUGAUGCAACUGCAAACGAUCUCCUAGAUGAUACCUUUGAUGUUAAAGGUUACCCAACUUUGUACUUCAGAACAGCGAGUGGGAAAAUCGUAGCAUACGAUGGAGACAGGACCAAGGAUGAAAUAAUUGAUUUCAUUCAGAAGAAUAGGGAUCCAGCUGCUGAGCAACCUUCGAUUGAGCAAGCUGCAUCUGAGCAAUCUUCAGCCAAGGACGAGUUGUGAUUUAGCAAAAAGUGUCUUAAGAUGGUGGAUUGAUCGACGGGAACAAGUUUACACCACACAGCGUCCACUCGAUUAGCUAGUUGUUAGAUUUCACAACAGAAGCUAACAUGGCCGUCUUCCCGGGUUUUUGCCAUCUUCCAGUCACCUUGCCUCAACAAACACACUCUCUUUUUCUCUUUCUCUCUUUCUCUUUCUCUCCCUCUGUUCUUUAAUAAACAUGAGGCCCUGUAUGUGGUUUUAUUUUGUGGCUUUUUAGAUCUGACGAUUUUGGAGGUAGUUAAAUUAUUAAUUAGUUAAAGAGAUGUAUCAGUAUAUCAUCGUUUAGAUCUCAAGUUGCCAUGGAUUUUUGACUAGAAAGAUGUUUUUUAUGUUAGAUUUAACUUUAUUUGCUGCUUCA
This is a messenger RNA of Spinacia oleracea (spinach), 2060 nucleotides long. RefSeq names its product protein disulfide-isomerase. Gene Ontology annotation, molecular function: protein disulfide isomerase activity. Gene Ontology annotation, biological process: protein folding; response to endoplasmic reticulum stress. Gene Ontology annotation, cellular component: endoplasmic reticulum. NCBI's taxonomy places the organism in Eukaryota, Viridiplantae, Streptophyta, Magnoliopsida, Caryophyllales, Amaranthaceae. The transcript has 11 exons. The record is from RefSeq and is a predicted model, not a curated record. The coding region runs from base 140 to 1663 and encodes 507 amino acids.